Molecule: messenger RNA, 1534 nt
Organism: Raphanus sativus (radish)
Lineage: Eukaryota; Viridiplantae; Streptophyta; Magnoliopsida; Brassicales; Brassicaceae
Exons: 3
Coding region: 27-1187 (386 amino acids)
Source: RefSeq, a predicted model, not a curated record
AACAUGUUGAAGAAUUAAUAGUAUUGAUGUUUUCGAAUUUUUUGGAAAGCUUAUACGAUGGCAUCAGAGACGACGAAGACAACACGAACGACCUGAGAUCUCCGACGGAAAGACACGAUUCCGAGAGAAACGCGUCUACGAUUUCAGCGGAAGAGGAGGAGGCUCAAGCUCGCGGGGUGAAAGAUGACCUCGCGGAACUCAGCCACACCCUCACGCGGAAACUUCGCGGCGUCGCCAACUUCCUCGCUCCCUUACCGGAGAGACCUUCUUCCGAUCUCAGGUUUAGCCAACCGCGUUCUCCAGAUCCCGGAUCGAAUCAAUCGUGCGUCGCAAGUGAUACGCGAGAGACCGAGAUUAGAGCUAGGAGCUGGAAUUACAGUGAUUCAGUCGAGGAAGAAGAGGAAACAGAUGAUGAAGAAGAAGAAGAGAUGGAUGCAGUUGCAGUUACAGAGGAAGUGCUCGCAUUUGCGAGAAACAUAGCAAUGCAUCCUGAAACUUGGUUGGAUUUUCCUCUCGACCCCGAAGAAGACCUUGAUGAUUUGGAGAUGUCUGAUGCUCAAAGAGGUCAUGUUUUAGCUAUAGAGCGUCUUGCUCCGAGGUUAGCUGCGCUGAGAAUAGAGCUCUGUCCAUGCCAUAUGACUGUUGGUUACUUCUGGAAAGUCUACUUCGUUCUUCUCCAUUCACGGCUCAGUAAACACGAUGCUCAGCUUCUGUCUUCCCCACAGGUGAUGGAAGCAAGAGCAUUGUGGAUGAAGGAGCUUCAGAGUGAAAACAAUUCCGCAAAAACAGGUCGUGGAGAUACUCUUGAGGAGGAGAUUAAGCCAUCGACGACUUCGAAUUACUACCACCAUGCUCCUCCUGAGUUUCUUUCUCCUAGAAUAUAUGCCUUCGAACCUCCUUCGAUCAUCUAUCCCGAUUUCCAAAAGAAGACAGAUCGCUGGUCUGAGGAUGUGCAGUUCAUCGAUAAAGCUGUUAUCGAGGAAAGACCAAUCCAAAAAAUCGAAAAAGAUGACGAUGAUGACGAUGAUUGGCCAGAAGAGGAAGAUUGUGGUCAUAAGUGGACUCCCAUGUUCACAGUGAAUGAGGAUGAUGUUUCUUUCAGUGAUCUUGAAGGUGACGACGAUAUAAGUAGCUUAGCACUCAAGUGUAAGAGUACCUCAAAUGGCACAGACCAAAAAGGAACAUGAAACAUUUAUCUCGGGUCAUAAUGAAGCCAGCUUAUUGCUUUUGCCCUGCCUCGAGAUCGAAUCAAUGGAACUGAACAUAAAUAUUUGUGCCGAAUCAAAGCGUGAAGAAGUCUGUGAGUUUUGAUUAUUUGUCAAAGAAAGGAAAAGGUCUUUGGAACAUGUACAGAAGAUUUCUUUGAUUACUUCAAUUGCAUUGUAGUGGUCUCUAUCACAGAUGCAAGGAAAUAUUGAAAGAACAGAAAUGAUUAAACUAAUCGAAAUGUGUUUAGUAUCCGAUGAUACAUAAUUACAUCACAAAGAUAUCAACUGGCCUGUGAAACAUAUUCAACGCCUGUAAUCUACAGAAU